Molecule: messenger RNA, 1376 nt
Organism: Oryza brachyantha (malo sina)
Lineage: Eukaryota; Viridiplantae; Streptophyta; Magnoliopsida; Poales; Poaceae
Product: protein CHAPERONE-LIKE PROTEIN OF POR1, chloroplastic
Exons: 5
Coding region: 189-1037 (282 amino acids)
Cellular component (GO): chloroplast membrane
Source: RefSeq, a predicted model, not a curated record
CCACCACCUUGAGUAGGAGCGUCUCCCCUACCCUCACCGACGCCCCGCCCCCGCCCCCGCCCCGCCCCCUUAUCCACGGAGGCGGCCUCCUCGCCCGCCGCCGCGCGCUCUCUCGGCCCGCCGGACGCGCGCGCCCGCUCCCCCGGUGGAGGAAAGCUUCAGUUUAGGCUGUUCAACUAUUCCUUGAUAUGUUGGCGCAUGGUCUAGCAAUCAAUCCCUCAAGGGCUGCUCGAUGUCCAGUUAAUUCGAGGGCAUCGAGUGCACCCUUGGGUCUCGUCUCUUCGUUGGCCUUCAACAGGGGACGUAAGGAAAAGGUUAAAGUUUUCAUCAAUGUGGAUAGAUACACAAAUUAUAGUACUCCUUUCUGUUACGCACCGCGAAACAUCAGAAUCACACCACUUGCUACUGCAUCAUUUGGUGACACGGCUGAUUCAUCAACUCCCAUCUUUCCUAGAAUCCAUGUGAAGGAUCCCUAUCAGCGACUUGGAAUCAGCAGGGAAGCAUCUGAAGAAGAAAUUCGAGCUGCCAGGAAUUUUCUGAUAAAUAAGUAUGCAGGGCAUAAACCAAGUGUUGACGCAAUUGAGUCUGCCCAUGACAAAAUCAUCAUGCAGAGUUUCUUUGACAGAAAAAGACCAAAAGUGGAUUUCAAGAAAAAGUUUAGGGAACUUACUCAGUCACGUCCAGUCAAGGCUAUUCAGGGAAGAUUUCAAACACCUUCUAGCAGAGUGAUUUGGCAGACAGCAUUAACUUUUGUAUUGCUUGGAGUGCUUACCCUUGCUUUCCCUACUGAAGAAGGGCCAACUCUUCAGGUGGCCAUUUCUUGUGCAGCAAACAUAUAUUUCAUUUAUCAGAGGCUCAAAAGUGGAUGGCGGACAUUCUUUUAUGGGUUUGGAUCCUUCUUUGCUUCCUGGUUCCUUGCCACAUUCUUGAUGGUAUCUGUAAUUCCGCCUAUACUGCCUGGUCCAAGAAACUUGGAAGUGAGCACUGCAUGUGUCACUUAUGCACUCCUUUUUGUAUCGUCGACCUUCCUGAAGUAGGAAAUCUCUAUGUUGUCAUUUUCAUGUUAGCCUCUAAUCCUGCAACAGUCAAUAUGAUUCCCACUUCUGAUAGCUUGUACAAUCCAUCAGGCAUCAGCAUUUUUUUGGGAGGUGGAAAUAUAGUCCUUUGCUGAGUUGCUAAUAGUCUUAAGGUUGUAAUGUGAGAUGUAGACCCUUUUUUGCCCUGGCCCUUGACAGAGAGUCUGAGUACCUCUAGACAUUUUGAUUGCUGUAUUAAAUUCAGUUGGUUUUCAGAUAGUAAAUCAUAUGAAAUAACGUUUUUGUGGAUUAAAUGUGAGAUUCAAUCCAAUCCGGUAAUCGCCUUUUUGGAUCUGACGG